GGCAGGGCCACUGAGACCCAGGAAGGGCAGGGCCGCUGAGAUCCAGGCAGGGCCGCUGAGAUCCAGGAGGAGCAGGACGGUUGAGAUCCAGGAGGGGCAGGACCACUGAGAUCCAGGCUGGUCUGAGCCCACUCCCUCCAGAGGCUCCAGGGGAGGGUCCUUCCUGCCUUUUCCACUUCUGGGGGCUCCUGGCAUCCCUGGACUUGAGGCUGUGUCCCUCCCAUGACCUCUUCUUGACAUCCUUCACCUAAUCACAGCGGGUCCUAUUUCAAAUGUGGUUCCAUUUCCAGGUUCUGGGAGUACCUGCAUUUCGGUGGGAGGUCUGGUCGUCGAUUUCCUGUGCACCCUGAGAUUUUGUUCUGACCACGUCUCCAAUACUCAGAAAAUGCCUGAUUGGUGUAGUUUGCCUUGUGACGCCCUGAGCACUUUAUGGUGGGUUAAAACGUUGCAGACCUAACAGAGACCUUUCGACAGAACCCAGCUGCCCUUUUGGGCAUCUGUGCCCUGACUGGCGGCUCCAAGAGGCCAGACUCUGGGGCUUCAGGGACGGCGGGCGCCCUGGGGCCUGUCUCCUAGGCCAUGAAAACCUCCCCCCCGAGAGCCUGGCGUUGCUGGACCCGUGCACAGCAAAUGCAUAUUUCUGCGCACAGCGGGGCAUUUUGAGAAGCUCCCGGAAUCACGAUGUCCGUUCCUGCCCCCACGACGUUCCCGAUCACGGACGUGCCCAAGCUCAAAAGGGAGUGUGCCAUGUUCCCAAAGGCGUCGCUUUAAACUGUCAAAUUUGGAGGACAAAAAAAAAAAAAAAAUUGCUAUGCCUGUUAGGCAACGUAAAGGCUCUCCUGUCGAAAGUGAAAUCCUGUGUUUGCUUCCUGGACGCCGUGCGCCUCUCGUCCUCGCUCCCAAAACGAGGCUUGAGCAGGCGGUGGUGGUGGGUCCUCCGGGGUCCUUGGGGACGUGGGCUUCCGCACGCAGCGAGCAGUGUCCCCGAGAGUGGCCCCUCCCGGCAGGUGCCCGGUUGGCGGACGCGGUAGCACAGGAAACCAUAAACAGCCAACAUGAGGAAGGAGCUAUGAGGACAGAGAAACCCACAGACGUGCAUGUUCUCAGACGCGCGGAGGCGUCCCCGCACGUGGGACUGAGCUGCGGGAAGACAGCACUCAGCCCAGCUGCGCGAGCGAGCCCCCUCCGCUUUGCCAAAGCCACGCACGCCCCGGUCGGGUCCCCGUGCCCCGCGGCCUGCAGACCGCGUGCUCGCUCCCUCUUCGCCCGUGCCUGGGUCCCUUCUCACGCUGUGUUUGUCUUCCCGGCUCCCAGCAGGUGCGCAGGAAUGAGUGGAGGCCCCCCAGGCGGGCCGCGGCACAGAAGCCAUGGAGGCGAAGGGCCUGGACCCGUCCCAGACGGACCUCAAGUUAGUGGCCCACCCGCGCGCCAAAAGCAAAGUGUGGAAGUACUUUGGCUUUGACACGAACGCCGAGGGAUGCAUCCUGCAGUGGAAAAAGAUAUACUGUCGCAUCUGCAUGGCUCAGAUUGCCUACUCCGGGAACACCUCCAACCUGUCCUACCACCUGGAGAAGAACCACCCCGACGAGUUCUGCGAGUUCGUCAAGAGCAACACGGAGCAGAUGCGCGAGGCCUUCGCCACCGCCUUCUCCAAGCUGAAGCCCGAGGCCUCCCAGCUGGCCCCGCAGGACACGCUGGCCGCCAAGGCCGGCCACGGCCACGAGAGCAAGCGGCAGCAGGAGCUCACGGCCGCCGUGCUCGGCCUCAUCUGCGAGGGCCUGUACCCCGCCUCCAUCGUGGACGAGCCCACCUUCAAGGUGCUGCUGAAGACGGCCGACCCCAGGUACGAGCUGCCCAGCAGGAAGUUCGUGUGCAGCAAGGCCAUCCCCGAGAAGUACGGCGCCGUGCGCGAGGCCGUCCUCAAGGAGCUGGGCGACACCUCCUGGUGCGGCAUCUCCACCGACAUGUGGAGGAGUGAGAACCAGAACCGGGCGUACGUGACGCUGGCCGCCCACUUCCUGGGUGGCGGGGCCCCCGGCUGCCUGUCCGUGGGCUCCCGCUGCCUGAAGACGUUCGAGGUCCCCGAGGACAACGCGGCCGAGUGCAUCACCCGGGUCCUGUACGAGGCCUUCAUCGAGUGGGGCAUCAGCAGCAAGGUGUUCGGGGCCACCACGGACGGCGGCAAGGACAUCGCCAAGGCGUGCUCCCUGCUGGACAUCUCGGUCCAGAUGCCCUGCCUGGGCCACACGUUCAACGCGGGCAUCCAGCGUGCCCUGCGGCUGCCCAAGCUGGCCGGGCUGCUCGGCCGCUGCUGCAAGCUGGUGGAGUACUUCCAGCAGUCCGCGGUGGCCAUGUACAUGCUCUACGAGAAGCAGAAGCAGCAGAACGUGGCUCCCUGCAUGCUGGUCAGCAACCGCGUGUCCUGGUGGGGCAGCACGCUGGCCAUGCUCCAGCGCCUGAGGGAGCAGCAGUUCGUCAUCGCCGGCGUGCUGGUGGAGGACAGCAACAACCACCACCUGAUGCUGGAGGCGGCCGAGUGGGCCACCAUCGAGGGCCUGGUGGACCUGCUGCAGCCCUUCAAGCAGGUGGCCGAGAUGCUGUCCGCCUCCAAGUACCCCACCAUCAGCAUGGUGAAGCCCCUGCUGCACAUGCUGCUGAACACCACCCUCAACAUCAAGGAGACCGACUGCAAGGAGGUCAGCAUGGCCAAGGAGGUGAUCGCCAAGGAGCUGUCCAAGACCUACCAGGAGACGCCGGAGAUCGACAUGUUCCUCAACGUGGCCACCUUCCUGGACCCCCGCUACAAGCGUCUGCCCUUCCUGUCCGCCUUCGAGAGGCAGCAGGUGGAGAACAGGGUGGUGGAGGAGGCCAAGGGGCUUCUGGACAAGGUCAAGGAGGGCGGCUACCGGCCGGCGGAGGACAAGAUGUUCGCGCUGCCCGAGGAGCCCCCGGUCAAGAAGCUGGUGCUGGCGUCCACGCCGCCGCCCACCAGCGUCAUCAACAGCAUGCUGGCCGAGAUCUUCUGCCAGACGGGGGGCGCGGAGGACCAGGAAGAGUGGCACGCGCAGGUGGUCGAGGAGCUGAGCAACUUCAAGUCGCAGAAGGUGCUGGGUCUCAACGAGGACCCGCUCAAGUGGUGGUCCGACCGCCUGGCCCUGUUCCCCGUGCUGCCCAAGGUGCUGCAGAAAUAUUGGUGCGUGGCGGCUACCCGCGUCUUCCCGGAGCGGCUCUUCGGCUCGUCCGCCAACGUGGUCAGCGCCAAGAGGAACCGCCUGGCCCCCGCGCACGUGGACGAGCAGGUCUUCCUGUACGAGAACGCGCGCAGCGGCGCGGAGGCCGAGCCCGAGGACGAGGACGAGGGCGAGUGGGGCCUGAACCACGAGCACAUGUUCCCCCUGGGCGACGCCGUGCACGCCGGCUUCUUUGGCAUCAGGGACAGCGGCUUCGUGUAGAUGCCGCGGUGGGGGCGGGGGGGGGCGGGGCGUCACCACGAAGCUGACCCUUGAUGCUGGUCCGCUGUAACUACCCACCGUGCGCACCUGCGCGCAUGCGCGUGCGCGGCCGGUGCCGUCACCAACGCAGGCGCAGGACGCAAACGUGCGGCUGUGUGCAUCCAGGAGCAGCCACUCCGCGCGUUUCCUGGGAGAGCCUCCAUGCGCCCCAGCGGAAGGGCACAAAUCAACUAGGAAACUUCUGGAAGCCCCUUUCCCCACCCGCUGGCUGGACGCUGAUUGCAACGGUAAAGCCCCAGAGAUCCCCAGCCAGGAGGGGAAGGGGGAGAGGCUCCUUUCUCUUGCCACCCCCAAGGACGGAGUACUCCCGACCCAGAGAGUUUGGGAUAAUCCCCAGGCAUGGGGAAAAAGAAAAAAAGAAAGAUAAAAAUCAAAGCUCCCAUGUCCUUCCGUCGCCAGACGCCGUCAUACAAGGACUUUACGCAUCUGGGGCACUGAUGCACUCACGUUUACUCUCGAAUUGACCUUGGCACCUUGCGGGCGGGCUGGAAGGAUGCGCACGCUCUUUCAGCCCAAGCGCCUCCUGUUUGCAAGACAGACCGGCUCUAGGUUUCUUGCGAUGCGUUCCAAAGGCGCGUGGGCGGCAGUCGCGUCCCCAACAGCAGGGAGAGAGGUGUUUUGUGCCUUUCCCACGGGCAUCUCUGCCCCCUCGUGCCCCCAUGCGCUUUGUGGGCGUGGCUCUUUCUAAGGCUUGCACCGCCGGCAGCUUCAGCCCUGCCCGUGGCUGUUUGUGUGUGUGUCUGUGCGAUGCUACCAAGGGCUGGUUUCUCCACCGUGUUUCUCAGGAUGCGAAUAAGGCCCCCGCACCCUUCCAAGCCCUGCUUGUACAGAAUACCAGGGGCUUGCAUGUACCCAGAGUGAUUUAAUAGGAAUCCGGGGCAAGGGACCCUUCCGUUCUGUCUUUUAAACUCGGCACCGUGAGGGCCCCCCCCCCCC
Molecule: messenger RNA, 4448 nt
Organism: Panthera uncia (snow leopard)
Lineage: Eukaryota; Metazoa; Chordata; Mammalia; Carnivora; Felidae
Gene: ZBED1
Product: zinc finger BED-type containing 1
Exons: 1
Coding region: 1368-3452 (694 amino acids)
Biological process (GO): regulation of transcription by RNA polymerase II
Cellular component (GO): nucleus
Molecular function (GO): protein dimerization activity; DNA binding
Source: RefSeq, a predicted model, not a curated record